CUCGUGUCUUGUGGUCAUCGACUGCCCUCGUGACGAUUGUUGACCUGGUCGACCUCCGCCAGUAGCGAAACGGUUCUCCUCUUUUAUAUCUUUCUACAUACGCACUCGGAGGGCAUACCCAGCCAAGACACCUGCUAGCAUUCCAGCACCUAGCAGGGCCUGGUGCUCCUCCGCUGAACCUAUAUCCAUCCCCGAGUGUUAGAGAUUGAGCUUGGCAGAUAUUUCGCCGCUGCAGCAAUGGGUCAAUCGCAUUCCAAGGGCAAUAAUGGCCCCGGCGAUUCUUUGCAAUCGUAUCCAUCCUUUUCUCGCUCCGACACCAAGGAAUCCCUUCGCUCCCUUCGUGGCUCGAUCCGAUCCAAAAUUCGUAGCAGCGACAGCCCCCGCGCCUCCACUUCUGCUCUGUACCAAACGGAAAGCCAAACCGAUAAAUCCGAUGCUGGCUCGAUUAAGUCGGCGGCAAGUAGACGGAGCUCGACCAAUUUGAGCACCCAGUCACCUACCGCUGAUGACUCCGUUUCCAAGACCGACUCAUUGGAACCCCCUCCAUCUCCGUCCCUGUCGAACAGUCUGAAACGAGGUCACAAGGAUGUCAACGCCAUGCAGCAGAGUGGGGAGGUUGACCUUGUGUCGGACGCUCCACCCACUGGGGUCGCACCCAAGGGCCCUUCCACACAGAAAGUGGGUGAAUCUAUUCUUAUCAAGAGGGAAAACCAGCUGAACCCGAUCCUGGACUUCAUCAUGAAUACUCCCAUGAACGACACAUCGGGAUCCCCAGGAAUGGGAAUGGGUGCUUUGAAGUCAAUCGAUCUGGAUGACAUGAUUUCACGACUCCUCGAUGCCGGCUAUUCGACCAAGGUCACCAAAACCGUAUGCUUGAAGAAUGCCGAGAUCGUGGCUAUAUGUACCGCCGCACGGGAACUCUUCCUAACCCAACCUGCCCUUUUGGAGCUGUCCGCGCCUGUUAAGAUCGUGGGAGAUGUUCAUGGCCAGUACACUGAUCUGAUUAGGCUGUUCGAGAUGUGUGGAUUCCCGCCUGCCUCAAAUUACCUUUUCUUGGGCGAUUAUGUGGACCGUGGAAAGCAAAGCUUGGAGACAAUUUUGCUUCUGCUGUGCUAUAAGCUCAAGUACCCCGAGAACUUCUUCCUGCUGCGCGGCAACCACGAAUGCGCCAAUGUCACUCGAGUAUAUGGAUUCUAUGACGAAUGUAAACGGCGUUGCAACAUCAAAAUUUGGAAGACUUUCAUCGAUACUUUCAACUGCCUUCCUAUCGCUGCGAUCGUUGCUGGCAAGAUCUUCUGUGUCCACGGCGGUCUGUCGCCUAGUCUUUCCCACAUGGACGACAUUCGAGGAAUUGCUCGCCCGACCGACGUCCCAGACUAUGGGCUGUUGAAUGACCUUCUAUGGAGUGAUCCUGCAGAUAUGGAAGAGGAUUGGGAACCCAGCGAGCGUGGUGUCAGUUAUUGCUUUGGAAAGCAAGUCAUUAUGAAUUUCCUGCAACGACAUGACUUUGAUCUGGUUUGUCGAGCGCACAUGGUGGUUGAAGACGGCUAUGAAUUCUACCAAGAUCGUAUUCUGGUCACUGUCUUCUCUGCGCCCAACUAUUGUGGUGAAUUCGAUAAUUGGGGAGCCAUCAUGUCCGUUUCAGGCGAAUUGCUAUGUAGCUUCGAACUUCUGAAGCCGUUGGACUCUACGGCCCUGAAGAACCAUAUUAAGAAGGGUCGGAAUAAGCGGAACAGCAUGCUCAGCAGUCCCCCUGCAAUUGUCUCGGCACAAAGCUACUAGAGGUCCUGGUAAUUGCACGC
Aspergillus saccharolyticus JOP 1030-1 is the source of this 1802-nucleotide messenger RNA. It is a transcript of the gene phzA, whose product is annotated as putative serine/threonine protein phosphatase. Lineage: Eukaryota; Fungi; Ascomycota; Eurotiomycetes; Eurotiales; Aspergillaceae. Gene Ontology annotation, molecular function: protein serine/threonine phosphatase activity. The record is from RefSeq and is a predicted model, not a curated record. The transcript is spliced from 3 exons. Gene Ontology annotation, cellular component: nucleus; cytoplasm. Bases 238 to 1782 code for a protein of 514 amino acids.